UUAGUUUUAAAAAACUUAAAUGUUUUAAGGCAAUCAGUUUCCUCAAACUUUUGAGUUACCCUAACUUGUUGGGUUUUACAGUGUACUAGACACCGGAAAUACUUCAGCAGCCACAUUAGUUUUCCAAACCACAGCAGUGCCUGGCAGCCCGUAACCUGACCUAAACUGACCAGCGACCAUAUACAUGCUUAGGAAGUCUGCGCUGGAGAGACCUAUGUAAAGACAGAGAGAGAAAAAAAGGAUGGCCCAGCUGGAUGUGUUCUCUGAGCAGGAGCUGACCUGCUCCAUCUGUCUGGAUCUCUUCAGCGAGCCGGUCUCCACGCCAUGCGGACACAACUUCUGCCAGGGCUGCAUCGGGGGCUACUGGGCCUCCAGCUCCGUCUGCAGCUGCCCACUGUGCAAACGGGUGUUUGAGGAGCGUCCUGAGCUCAGCAUAAACCGGGUGUUCGCACACAUCGCCCAGAAAUAUAAAGAGAUGCAAUACGGCGGGCCUCCUCAACCGAAGCCAAGGCAAAAUGCGGUUAUUACCGGAGCUUCUCUGGAUGAUGCCGAGCAGAUUUUAUGUGACGUCUGCAGCGGGAAGAAAAAGAAAGCCGUGCGUUCCUGUCUUACGUGCACUGCGUCGUACUGCGAGCUUCACGUGGUGCCACAUCAGCAGACGUCGUUCUACGCCUCGCAUCGACUGCUGGAUCCUCAGGAGGCCCUGCGAGGGCGCACCUGCCCGGAGCACCACCGGCUGCUGGAGGUGUACUGCCGCACGGAUCAGAAGUGCAUCUGUGCCAUCUGCGUGCUGGAGGAGCACCGCACACACACCACAGUCUCAGUGCAGACAGAACGCUCCAGCAAACAGAGACUCCUGGGAAAAACAGAACUGGACCUUCAGACUUGUAUUGACAAAAGAAAUGCCCAGCUGACUGAGCUGAAGAGCAAACUACACGCCUUGCAGAGUUACGCUCAGGCUGAGCUGUCCGAGGUGGAGCAGGUCCUGUCUGACGUCACACUCUCAGUUAAUCGCAUCCGCAGCGAGCUGGGGGGCGGGAUUGAGGAGAAGAGAGAGGCUGUGAUUGGACGAGGACAAAGCAUCGUCACGCAGCUUGAGUCAAAGUUAGCUCAGCUGCAGGAGCGCAGAGGCCGACUAGAGGCACAGGCUGUUUCAGACGACCAUAUCGCCUUCCUUCAGAGUUUUGAGGAAGCCAACAGUCCCCUGCAGGACUCAGAUAUGGAUAUGCGUGAGGUGGAUGAGCUGACUCUGCGCUUCUCACUUGGGGACGUGAAAGCAGCUUUAGGAGAGAUCCGGGAAAGACUGGAUGACAUACGCUGUGGGGAAGUGCAUUACCGACACUCCGUGUCAUCGUUAGCAGAGAGUGAGAGUAUGAUGAGCGUUCGAUCGAUGCGGAGGAAGGAGUGGUCACUGAAAGACCUACGGAAAUUAAAAAUAGGCCACAAAAAGGUUAAAACCUAUCUUGAGGAGGUAACGCUGAAUCCGACCACAGCGUACCCGUUCCUGAUCCUGUCGGACGACCGCAAGCAGCUGAAGCGUGGCGAGAAGCUGCAGUUCUACAGGAACAACUCGCAGCGCUUCGAUGUUUGGUCCUGUGUGCUCGCCAAAGACGGCUACGAAUCCGGAAGACACUACUGGGAGGUCAGUGUUGGUGAGAAUAAGGACUGGAAGCUGGGAGUGGUGCGAGAGACGGCCCCGAGGAAGGGUCUGUUUGACAUGACCCCUGCUAUCGGCUACUACGCGCUGUGGUGGAGCGGCAACCAUUUACGCGCUCUGACCGCGCCGCCCCUCGCUAAGGUCAAAGUCACGGGUCACCUGCGCCGUAUAGGCGUCUAUCUGGACUGUGAGGAGGGUCAGCUGGUCUUCUUCAAUGCCAAGACAGGAUCUGAGGUGUAUUCAUUCACGGUGGCGUUCUCGGAGAAACUGUUCCCGCUGUUCGGCACGGGCGAUAAAGAUGUGCCGCUGAUGCUGAUGUCUCCGUUUGCCAGCCUCCCAGAAUGAGAAUGUGUGAAGAGCAAAGGCUGCUCAUCUUUGCAGGGAAUGAGUUCAGGACAAUGGAAAGAGAGUCGGUUUACCUGCUCGGGGUUUAUGGAAAGCACAAACUAUGAAGUGAAAUGAAGUUGAAAUCACAAACUCGCCACAGCGGAUCAGCUUAAAAGUUUGGAAUCACUAAGACAUUUUCAUUUAAUUAUGUUUUGAAUGAUGGCAUCAGUGAAAUAAUGCAAGUGUUGGGUUACCACAGCACAAAAAAAAGAAGAAAAAAGAACCAUAAAGUGUUUCAUUCACAUGUCAAGGCCGGAACACACCAAGCCGACUUCAAAGAACUAGCGCACAGACUUCAGCCGACGGCAAACUAACACGUGCGUUCUGCGCAUGCGUGAGAGGAAUUAACUGUCUAUAAGCAGCUAUCAAUAGUAUUCCUCACUCAAAAGGAGAAAUCAAAACAAAGAUAUACGAGAUAAAAACGUAAACAAAUCAGAGCUUGCUUACCAUUUUGAAUAUCAGUAACAUUGAUAACUUUAAUCAUUUUAAGCAGCUCAUGUUGUCAUGAAAACAUUGGGGUAUUAGAAUGAUUGGGAAAGAUCACGUAACAUUUAAACAGCCUUCUGUCUGUACCGCCUUCGUUUACGAGCUCGUUUUCAUCACUUUCACUGACUCGUUCGCUAAACUGAACAUCCAAUCAGAGCUCUCCCUGUCGCCGACGGCCCGAUUAGGAACACACCAAACAAAUUAGCCGACCGUCGGCUUGGUGUGUCCCGGCCUUCAGUAAUAUACCUACAUCCUUUCCAUUUUAAAUAUUUUAAAUAAUCAUAACAUUAUCUUAUUUAAAUGCAUCAAUCGCCGUGUCAACUGUAUUACAUCCCAGCAAUGAAUUCUAAAGGAAGAUCCAUUGGAAAUGUCAUUAAACCUUCAUUUUGUUUACAGAAUUAUGGCGCAAGGUUUACUAAAUUGAAAAGGUAUUAUGUGAUAUUUUUGUUUUCAUUCGGUAGGCUAAUUAAUUUAAUUUACUUAAGAGUUUUUAGUAAACUAAACAGUAAUUUAAUAUUGGAUUUUCAUUGCAAAAAAGGCUACUGUUUCCUUAUCUGUUUUAAUAUUGUUUUAUAAAUAUUGUAUUUUUAUUGUUAUGUUCAUUUAUUUUUCAUUUAAUACAUUGUGUGUCUAGAGAUUGGCAAUAUUUAAUAGCAGACUAAUAUAAUUUAGUGGAGUGGUCACUGAAUGCAUUUGCUUGACAGAGUGAAUACAGAUUUUUGUUUGUUUACCGUAAGAUCUCGUCUAGGGUCCCGACAUGGUCAUAAACAGCCCUGUUUCUCACCGAAUGAUGUUUUAUUAACAAGGUUCGGGAGGAGCGUGUCAGAUACUUAGCCUAAUUAACGCAAGAGGAGUGCACUCAAAUUAGUCAACACCAAUAGGUAUUCUGGGUUCGGGCCAUUCCCGAGCUCGGAGCCCUUCCCCGGACAGCACGCCAAAUAUGCAUUACUAUACUCCAGAUUGUUAUAUGUAAGUGUGAACUCGUGAAACAUACUUGUGACUAUCCUAACCAGUGUCUUGAGAAAGAAAGAAAACUGUAAUUCUCUUUGCCAGCACAGAGAGAGCUGAACAUGCGAGAGUCCUCUAGUUAGAUGCUGUAGAUUUGCACUAAACACCAGUCUUAUUUGCAAGAGUGAAGAGAAGAUAUGGUAUGCUGACUUUAUUGCACAAUCUUAAAGCAGAGCCAUAUCCUACACGAGGCAAAUAUGAAGGCUGGAAUGCACAGUUAUUAUAGAUGAAUGAAUCAGAGUUUGAGGUCUUGUGGGAAGAGUUUGAUUGUAAGUUUGAUGAGGAGCACCAUAAUCCAGCAAUAAAUAGAGGGUAUGAACAAUAGCAUCUAUUUGAAAUGGAAUAUUUGUAAUCUUAUCAGUGUCUUGUACCCAAUUUAAUGCAAUCUUGGUGAAAGAAAAGUUGUACUUUCCUUCAGAAAUGAAUGUUAUAUAUGAAUAUUUAUAGGAGCAGUGACACAAAGGAAAUUUCCAUGACAGUUUCCCCCAAAUUCUAACUUAAAAUAAAUGAAUAAAUAAUUUAAUGUC
This is a messenger RNA of Onychostoma macrolepis, 4065 nucleotides long. RefSeq names its product E3 ubiquitin-protein ligase TRIM39-like. The record is from RefSeq and is a predicted model, not a curated record. NCBI's taxonomy places the organism in Eukaryota, Metazoa, Chordata, Actinopteri, Cypriniformes, Cyprinidae. The transcript has 10 exons. Bases 242 to 2002 code for a protein of 586 amino acids. Gene Ontology annotation, molecular function: zinc ion binding; protein binding.